ACAUGGCAGGAAUUUAGCAAGGAGAAACAUUUGACAUGUUGGACUCUAUUGGCAAAGCGUAUGCCUAUUUGCAAAGGGACAGCUUGACACUGAACUAUGUAAUGCGAUUUCACGUCCCAGGCUGUACGACUGUCUGUUUACGCCAUGCUUCUAAGACGCUGAACGUAAGAAACAAGCAGCCCUGCUUCCAGUCUUGCUGAACUACAAGUAAAAAUGGACAGAGUAGAGGAUGUGAGAGUUGCAGGUCAGCAACAGCUGGCGAACCCACGACAUAAUCUUCCGACUUCCGAAUCCGUGCCAGCGCGGUGGGUAUGCUGCACAAGGCACAUGUAGGGAAGGGGAUCCUGGGUGCGGGAUAGGAAUGGGCAGGCACAGCUCAUCUUACUGGAAAGCUCGCACUUUGGACUCUGGCUGGGCACUGACUGACUCAGUCCGCCUCCUUCUUCGUAUCAGGAGUGUUAAAGACAGGGAAAGCAGCGCUUAGAGGGGGACUCAGCCAACCCCUGUGUCCACUUCCUUCCCCUGCAAAGGAGGGGGGUUGGGGUACAGUUCUACCCACCCCAAUAGUCCCAUACUAAAGCAAGCAGCACCAGUGCAGCUCGGGUGACCUUCUGCGAUCUGUCUCGCCUAGCCCCUCCCAGUCGGCUCGGGUUCUGUGGCGCAUCCCACCCCCCAUUCCUCUCUCUCCAUGCUCGGAGCAUUGUGAGACAACUGGGAGUCGCGGUGUGUGUGCAGUGGGCUCUCGGGAAACGGCAGCCCUUGGACUGUGUCAUGGCGCGGAGGAGAGGAGGGAACCCGUCCCUGAGUGCUGCCCUCGCCUUGCUGCUGCUAUGCAGGCUGUGCGGCUCAUUUGCAGGACCUGUUCAUGUGGACCCACAUGUAACAGCAGUUUGGGGAAAGAACAUUACACUGAAAUGUUUAAUUGAAGUAAAUGAAACAAUAACUCAGAUCUCAUGGGAGCGAAUUAUUGGCAAAGGUGCACAAACCAUAGCUGUACAUCACCCUAUUUAUGGAACAUCGUUUGACGAGUCAUAUCAACAAAGAACGACCUUCAAAAACACUUCUCUUCAUGAUGCAACCAUUGUUAUAAGUAACAUUGAAUUUUCGGAUGCUGGAGAGUACAUCUGCAAAGCAGUCACAUUCCCACUUGGAAAUGUCCAGUCAUCAACUACUCUUACAGUGUUAGUUGAACCAACUGUGAGCAUUUUAAAGGGGCCUGAACCCUUACUGGAUGGUGCUAAUGAAACAGUAGCAGCAUAUUGCUCAGCUGCUACUGGAAAGCCUGCUGCAGAAGUGUCCUGGGAAGGGUCUCUUGGAAGAAUGGAAACAAAUGUUACAUCUUAUCCAAACAAAACAGUGACUGUAAUGAGCCAGUACCGCUUGGUUCCAAGCCGGUUUGCAAGAGGAAGAAAUAUAACCUGUGUGGUGAAGCAUCCUGCUCUGGAAAAUGACAUUAGGUAUCCAUUUACGUUGGAUAUACAGUAUGCCCCUGAAGUUUCAAUAACUGGAUAUGAUGAUAAUUGGUUUGUUGGUAGAACAGAUGUUUAUCUUAAGUGCAAUUCUGAUGCUAAUCCGUCUCCUACUGAAAUAAAAUGGACAAGGUUAGAUGGAAUUUGGCCUGAAGGCUUACAGUCUGUAAAUAAUACACUACUUUUCAGCCUCCCACUUACUCACAAUGUUUCUGGGAUAUAUGAGUGCAAAGUGGCCAAUGCACUUGGUCAGAAAAGUGACCAAAAGAUCAUCACAAUUCUAGAUCCUCCUGCUACUACCCCACCUCCUACAAUACCACAGACCCACUCAACUACUGAUAUUGUUGGCAUAGAAACAUCUUCAAAAAAAAUUCAUAUUCCAGCCUCCACCUUGGCUACUCUGCAGGACGGAAACUUUGGCACAAUCGUUGGCAGCGUAGUUGGCGGGUGUCUCUUUCUGAUACUGCUGAUUGUGAUUUUUGGGAUAAUCUACUAUAGGAGGAAACAAACAUUCCGUGGUGACUACUUUACCAAGAGCUACAUCCCUCCAUCCGAUAUGCAAAAGGAGUCUCAAAUAGAUGUUCUUCAGCCUGAAGAUCUGGAUCCUUUUCCUGAGAAUCCCAAAAAAGAUAUUAAUAUUAAAGCAAAUGAUCAUAUCUAUAAUGAAUAUCUUCAGGAUGUAGAAAACUCUGGUUGGAACAAUGUUAUUACCUAUGAUCGAUACCAGGAACACUUUGACAGGCCAAUGACUAACUAUCCUGAUAAACAAAUGCCUGUUGUAUCCAGGUACAAUAAAAACUGCUUUAAUGACAAUGAAGAUGACCUUGUAUCACAUGUGGACGGUUCUCUCAUCUCACGGAGAGAGUGGUACGUUUAGUGAGAGACUGCUGGGGAAAAAAACUUGAUAGUGCAUUCAACUACAUGAUAAGAUGGGGGUGGGGUCACGUGACCUCUUAAAACCACUUGUUUUUUUUUUAUACCCAUUUACCUUACUUUCGAAGUGGAUGGGAUGAGUACAAAUGUGGUCUCCUGCAUCUGUUUAUUUGAAAUAUGUAAAUAUAAUCAAUACACCGAAAAUUUGAUUAUUAAAUCGUAGAAUUCCCAAGUCGGGGAGAAGUUAGGUAUCAGAGGUAACGCUGAGUGUAUAAAUCUAGUCCUUAAGCAACCCACAUUAGAAAAGGCUGCUAAUUAUAGACAGAGUAUUCCAGUUGUGCUUUCUAUAGCUAGAUUGCAGUAUGGCUGGUCCCACUCUCACAAGCACUGCAAACCAAAUAACAUUGAUUUCUAAAAUGCCUCCAUGUUCAGUAGAAUUUUUCUUUCAAACAAUCCAAAUCUGAUAGCAUACCAGCAGCAUUAUCAAAGGACUGGCCAUGUUAUCUGUCAAUAUAUAACAAAUUUGGCUUUUUAUAUUUUAAAAGUUAAUUGUUGUUGCAUACAUUGUUUUUUUCCUUUUUAUUGAGCAAUACAACUUAAAGGGAAAGUGUUGGCAAAAGUUCAUUAUUUUUCAAAGCACCUUUACAUAUUAAGUACAUUCAGCAUAUCUUUGCUGGGACUCUUACUUUAAUAUAAAAAAAUACCAGUCCUUACAUAUUUAACAGGCUCUUUUCUGCUGGAAUGUGCCAGUUUGUUAAAAUUUACCAUACUAUUUGUCUUUACAUGGGCCUCUCUAGCAUAUUAUGCUUUCUGUACAGACAAAAUGGAGAUCCAAAUAACAGAAAGAUCCCUAUUGAUGCUUUAUGGAUAGAUAUGAGAGCUUAUGUCCAAAAGACAGUUUUAAAAUCAGAGACUCGGUGGGCACAUGGGGUAAAUACAGGCAUUUUACCAGCUGUAUUUUUCUUUUUUUUUUUUCAUUUUUGUAGCUGUAACACAUGGCACCAAGAAACACAAACUUGCCCUCAAUAACAAUCGCCUGAAAACUCUUCAUGUGGCAUGCUUGUUUUCAGUCAUGGAGGGCAAUUUUUGUGCAACAUUGCAUGAAGAACAAACAUAUGGCAAUUCAAAAGGAAUAAUAUUUUUUCUAUCCAAUAUUUUACAUUUUUGUUUGACUAUACCUUUAGGGAUUUUCAGCUUGAAAAAUGUUAAUUGAUGUCUGUAGCUCCAAAUGGGGUUUGAACUGGGUUAAACAUGCCAUUGCAAUGCAGUAUAACAUUUGCACAGUGUAGGGGGAAAGGCAUUCUUUCAAUCAUACAGGCUCAAUUACUAAUAUUGCACAGGUUUGCAGCAGUGCAAUAAUCCAUACAGGCCAUUGGCUUUGAUUAGUAAUCUGCAGGCUGAAUGGUAGAAGCACACUUCUAACUGGGUUCUAUAGGUUGCCUGUACCAUCCUUGGUAAGGUUAAUAAAUAAAAUAAAUUGACUUCUGCAUUUAAAUACUGCGGGGUAUAUAGUAAAUAGACACUUAAUUCUCAUCACGGAAACAUUGUGGAAUUAAAAAACCCUCAGUUUUACAUUUAUGGGUUGGGGAGGACUGGAGUAUUUGCUGUCAAGGUUAUUGUAACCUUUUUCUAUUAAAACAUUGCAAUGAACAUUUAUAGUGUCUCAUACAUAUAAUAACCUUACUAAUGGUGUAACUUCAGGCUUGUAGCAGUGUUAUGUUACAGCUCAGGCAUUACAUAUGUAUCCUGAGGAAUCAGAUACCACCAGGGAAGACUUUUAACACAUCCUAUAAGACUGAAUAAAAAGAUGAGGCCUCAGGACAAGCAGAAACAAAAAAUGUAGAAGCUGCUAUAAGUCACCAUUGGUUUUUUUUGUCUUGGAUAAAACUUUUCCCUUACAGCCUUCUGUCUUUUAUAUGGUUACUGAAAUUCUUUUUAGAUUCUAAUAUACAUUGUUAUGUGCAAUCAAUGGCAGUUCAGCAGCUUUAGUGUUAGCUCCCCAUAAGGAGUGGGUGUUGUCCAUAGCCUAAAUGCUAUCGCAAUAUCAUACAGCUCUAGUUAGUCCAUCAUUGUCAUUUAUAUUAAAACAAAGGCUCUUGCAACUGCAGCUUGGCCUUAAUUUUCAAAAUGCAAGAGCUAUUUAAUUGGAGUUGGUUAGCAAUGUAAAUGAUUAAGGGUUGUGUGUGUGCUGCUCUGUGUAACAUAAUAAUGGGCAAUAAUAAUAAUGGGCAGGAGUAAAGGUGGCCAUACACGUAACGAUCCGCUCGCCUGGCGAGGUCGCCAAGCGAGCGGAUCUUCUCCCGAUAUCCCCACCUAUGGGUGGGCGAUAUCGGGGGAAUUAAGGCUAAUUCGGUCGUUUGGCCCUGGGGCCAAACAAUUACAAUUAUAACGACUGUUAAGGGCACAGUUGGUUCGGGGACCACAUUCUUUAACCUGCCUGAUUGAUAUCUGGCCGAUUUCAGGCCAGAUAUCGGUCGGGCAGGCCAGUCGUUGCUGCCCCUACACGGGCCAAUAAGCUGUCAAAUCGGUCUAAGGGACCGAUAUCAGCAGCUACAAUCGGCCCGUGUAUGGCCACCUUUAAUCAGGAAAUGCCUCUCAGCUGCCACCCAACAUUUUGGACUGAUCCUGUAUGGUUAUAUUGGAGAAUUAUAAUGGUGGCAAUGGGAUGGUGUGAUCCUCGUGUAUGUUGAGGUACAAAUGUGACCAUAUUCCAGCCAAUCAGGGCAACUCCCACCCAACCUCACCUUCAGUUGUAUCAAUUUAUCAUGGUAGUCAUUGCCUUAAGAAUUUAAUAAUUUGUAUUGCCCAUGAAAACCAGAGUGGGGUUUAUGGAGAGCCUGAUGUAUCUGUCAUGCUAAGCGGGGGAUGGUAUGAUCCUCCUGUGGCUUGGAGGACAAAUGUAUAUGGUACUGCAGCUGACUGGAGCAUCCACUCCAAGCCUAACAUAACUGACUGAUGGUGUUUUUAGAUAACUGUGGUAAUGUUGGGCUUGGAGUGUGUUUGUAUAAUAAAUACUUUGGUAGUGAAUUCUAUCAUUGAUAGCAAUUAUUUUGAAUUACUUACCAGUUUCCACAUACAGGGAAAUAUUUUCGCUCUAUGACUUCACGAUGGCUCACAUCCUGAAGUCUGUCACUGCAUCUAUAGAGAGCUAUGUGGUCUAUGGAUCACAGCAACCCAGUAUCAUCCACAACCAAAAGUGGUCAGUGGUUUUACAUCAGAUCUCAGAUCUUACCAUUUACUUAUUGAGACUUUUGGGGAUUAGGCCCCAACUCCCCACAGAACACAUUUGUACAGCCCACAUUUAGUUCUUAACAAAGAUAGAAACUAAAUUUGUCAUUACUUGCAAAUGUACUUAUUGUGUUCCAGUUGUAUCCAGAGCAGCACAGCAACGUUCACUCCAAGUGUUCUGAUUACUGGCAUUCAGAUUGGUACCUCCAUUAAGUGCUUUGGGAACCCUUUUGAAGUCAACCCACACAGUUUAAGAGGAAAAUUGAGGCAACAUAAUACCAUGUGUGCCAUUGUUCUUCGUGUAUAAAGGAAUCUGUUGUACUGCUGAUUGCAGGGGUUGCAGCACUGUCUAUACGUGGGUUUAAGCAAAAAUGAUCACUCACUCACAGUAUUUAGUUUUAUUUUCUUUAAAUCAUCAUGCAUGAUUAAAGGCAUAGCAUAUUGCCUCCACUAGCACCCUUCUACAUGGUUGCAUUUCUAUACAGAAUGUAAAGUAGAACUGCCAUAUUCCACAACAGAACCAUUUAUCAGCAUCCUUGGUGGUUGUAUGAAGUAUUUGGUUGACACAGUGAAACUUAAGGCAAGUGCAAGAAUUAUACAACUUCCUGUUGAUAAAUACGAUCUAUACAAACACGCCAAUGCUGUAUUUCUUCAUGAAGUAUUUCAGAUGUACUGAUAGAGUGUGUGUUCCCAUUCAGCCUGUAAUAUUAAAGGUCCAGUAGCACAUAAUACACGAUUGUGUAUGAUGUACUGUCACUGUACUAGUAAACCGUCAAUGUGUGUUUUAGCAGCUCUAAUAUAGUUUAUAUCGAUAAGCUUCUGUGUAGUCAUGGGGGUGCCACUGAAGUUCCAGUAUGGCUGUAAGACUAACAUUUGUUUCAAAUACAAUGGUUUUAGUACUUUAGUCACAGUAAACAGGCCCAAAUGUCAUCCAUUCCUGCCAACACAUUUUCUACAUAUUAUUAUAAUAUUUCAGCUUGGUCUUAAUGGCUCAUUGUAUCCCUGCCCAAAUCUUUGCGCCAAAGGGUUUCAGCAUGGCCGCAGGUAUCUUUUAGCAUCACUACCAGUCUCUGGGAUUUUCAGCCACACUAUUUGCAUUAGAACUAUUUAUGAAUUAUGAAUAUGUUCAUAUUUUUCUGAUUUGUAUGAAGCAAUGUCUGUAUUUAUAAUUACCACUUGAUGGUACCAAAUUUCUUUGAAAAUGCCAAAGUAUGCUUGUUCAUUGUAAAAACCCAUGGUACUUUGUAUAUGAAUGUAUGAAUAGAACUGGUCCUGAAGUUCUUAUAUUUAUACAGUGCUGCCUGUAGUGUUUAGGUCAUAUUGACCUGUAUAAAAAAAAGUAAUUUGUGAUUAAAAAGAUGAAAAUAAGUUGAAAGUACAAACUUUAGUGAUUCUUCCACAAAGGUUUUUGCGAUUUCCUACAUUUGUGAGGCUAGAAGUUCAUUAGUGUUGAUAUGAAAUAUUAUGUGCCUAUUUUAGGGACCCCAUUCCCCAUCUUGUGUGGUCAUAGAACACAAAUUAUUUGGCUCAUUAUCAAAAGCGGUUAAACCAAUACAUCACCAUUUGUACCCCAUUUCUUCAUCCCUCAUGGUGCUGGCACUAUGAAUAGUUCCACCCUACUAAACAGCUCCAACAUUUCCCUCUAACUUGUUUGCUUGGGAAUGAUACAAUACCAAAUUCUGUUUCUCUGUGCUAGGCCACUGGCCAGUAUAUAUACUAUACUUAAAAAUCAACCAUGAUGACCAUGAAUCCAUAAAGCAGUUUUUGGCAUUGGCCUAUAUUGAUCCUGACACAUUAACAAACUGCAGCAACAGAUCCCCGAUUUAACAUUGCUCCAUGUGUGCAGUUUGUUUGCGAACCUUGGGUACCUCUGCACUGAGCUGCAGCGCCCUCUUUGGCCUGUUCUCUGGAGUCUCAGUGGGUCGGACAUCCUGUUGCACACAGCUAUUGCACUAAAAUCGGUUCUGGCAAACUGUUUCUCUGUGUAAUGCCUUUGAGGGCUGCACUGGGACCACAAGCCUCCACUUGAACAGCUCUGCGUUAAUACACAUGGUCUUGGAAUUUUUUUGUUGGCUGUUCAUUUGACCCAAUUCAUUUUGUGUACCUUGCUCACAUAUAUAUAAAUUGGCCAGUGCACCAUAGCAAUUGGCUAAAUCAGUGUAUAACUCAGAGGGAUAAUGCUGUCAAUAGUCCUAGCAGCAUCUGCCUAGGCCUGCAGUGGAAGAAGGGAGCUUUCUGGGAAAAGGUUUCAGGAAUCUCAUCUCAAACUUGCUCAUGUGGUGGUUCAUUUUAGCCAAUAGUCCUUGCCUUUCCCCCUCCCCCCCCCAAAAGGCAAUAUGGCACAUACUUUCCCCUUAACCAAAAUGAUGAUACAUACCUUAAUGCAUACACAGACAGACUUUCUCAGCAUGUUUCUACACAAGACGAUAGAUGGUAAGAGCUGCAAAGAGGCUUUUUUUGUCUUGCCAAAGGGACAUGCACAGAAUCAAAGGAAUACUGUAGGAGAAAAAUGUAUAACUUUUGACUGAAAACAUUGUGUAAUAUUGGGCCAGAUUCAGUUUGCUGAAUAAACAAUUUUAAGCUUUUUAUCAUGAAACUGUAUGUAUCAUGAAAAGUGUAUGAGGAAAAUUUGGAGAAGUUUUUCUCAUGAAUUAGUAUUUGGUCCAUUAUAUUGUUCCAACAAUGCACUCAUAUUUUCCCUGUACUAACACAGGAGGAUGCAUGUUGCGUUAAUCCUGUGUUUAGCUCAGGUGAAAACCAACAUGCAUGUUCCUGUGUUAAUACAGCCCCAUUAGAAAGAAUGGGAUGCAUUUCUUCCUGUGCUCCCAAUCGCAGGAAAAUGCCACUGGAGGGGAGUGCAAGAAGAAUAUAAGUAUGAGCUCUAAGGCAGCAUGUGGGUGCUCAUGCCCCUGGAUGUUGCUCAUUUAUCAAAUGCUUAUUGGAGCAGCAAUGAGCACAGGGUGCAGUGGGAGCUCUGUACCUGUCUAAGGCAGGUCUUAACAGCAGGGCUUCCUUGUGUUGAAAAGUGCUGUGCUGUUGUACUGCAGCUUGGUUAGGUGCAAGUACCAAGUGGGUGGUGCCUUUUGCAUGUAAACAGCAGCCUUGUCUUGCUUUAUGGCAAGUCUAUGAGAGUCUAUAAGAGUAUAUUUUCAUAUCAAUGUCACACAAGAUUUAGAAGCAUUGGUCUCUUUUUAUCUAAGACAAACUUAGCAUAUACUACACCACUGAGACACAGAAAGCUUAGCUAAGGCAAAGUAAAUGAGUGCAUUGAAAUAGGCCCUGAGUUCAAUUCCAGUCAGGGCACUAUCUGUGUGUUCUCCCUGUGUCUGCUUGGGUUUCCUUAUUUUAAAAACCUAAAUUGUUCUAUUUAGAUUGGUGAGAAGCUGUUCAAAGGGAUUAGUAUGCUUCAAAAUGUUCAUUAUAGGGCUGUAUGUGUUGCAUUGUGGUGUCUCCCAAAGAGCCAUACUGUGUUGUCUUCUAUGCCUUACACUGUCAUUGGUCAGUCCAAAACUUGCUGCCUUGUCUAUUACCACAAGCACUACUGCAUUAUGGGUAGAAAUAGUACAAAUCAGCUGUAUGUUAAUGAUUGUACAGUACAUGCAAAAGUCUGUGUGCUAUUGGGGUGAACUAUUUGGCAAGAAGCAUAGCAACAGCUUAGUGGUGGCCUAAAUGCCGCCAUGGUCUGACUCCAUUUUUAGUAUACCAAUUAUUACACUAGCAACGACAUUUUCCUCUGUAAAUAAGCGAUGACUUAUGGCUGUUUAUAGGGGCUUUGAAUAUUGCCUCCCAAAUACUAAAAUAACUGAAUGUAAUUCAUAUCUGUUUUAAUGCUCAAGAUUAUAAAGAGAAUAAAGCUGCAUUGGAGCAGCAUCUUCACCAAUUUUACGAAAUGGCUUUUCAAUUUAAGUACAUUUUUCUCUGCAGUCUUCCAAAUUUUGUAUAUUGCGUAUGCGCUAGACUUUUCCACAGUAGCUCUAGAUUUGUAAUGAAUUACACAAAUUAUUUCUAGACGAAAGCUUUUUUUAUUGUUUCAGUUACAGCAGGUUGUAGCCGAGUGAUUAUUUGUUUACACGUUGAAUUGUUUUAUAUAAUGUUCUGAAUUUACAGAAAAUUGUACGAUUGGUCCUAAAUUCAUUUUAGAAAAAAAUGAUCAUUUUUCAAACUGCUACCGGUAAGGUCGGUCCUUAAUUUCAUCCACUCAGCAUUGUGUUUGAUUAUGAAAUGUGUAUGAUUUGCUGCUAAAUGCGGCGCUUGCAUUUAGAGUUCGAACCACAAUUCAUGUUGAAAAUGUCUUAGAUAUAUCUAUAUAUUUUGAAUAUAUUCACGUUUACAUUCAGUAACAAGUCGCUUGCUGCUUUCAGGGAUGUAUUUACCUGUGAAUUGAAAUUCACCAAAAAAUGAAGUCUGUCAAGAGUAGUGGGUUAUGAAAUCCAUUUUUUUUCCGAUCUCUACGUAAAUCUACUUGUUUCUAAUCUGCAAUGUUAAAUUUUGAUGGCUUAGAUGAAGCAACUGAAAAAUGUGAUAUAUAUUUUUUUUUUAUAUAUGAAAAUAUUUUACUUGCGCUUCUGGUAAGUGUUGGGAUGUAACUUUUGGAUUCUGAUUUUUUUUUUUAAUGUACUGCAAUUUGAGUUUACUAAUUUCAAUGAUUUGCUAAUAUAAAUAUUACAUUUUUAUGAUAAAAAUAUUUGUUAUUCUCGAACUGAGCUUGCAGUGAUGUUAAGAUAUGUUUGUUGUAAAACAGGAAUGAUUGUUACUCUGAGCUGAGCGAAAUAAAUUUUUACUGAAUUAC
This is a messenger RNA of Xenopus tropicalis (tropical clawed frog), 10359 nucleotides long. RefSeq names its product poliovirus receptor-related 3 (gene nectin3). Gene Ontology annotation, molecular function: identical protein binding; cell adhesion molecule binding. The record is from RefSeq and is a predicted model, not a curated record. The coding region runs from base 772 to 2346 and encodes 524 amino acids. Gene Ontology annotation, cellular component: plasma membrane; adherens junction; postsynaptic membrane. Lineage: Eukaryota; Metazoa; Chordata; Amphibia; Anura; Pipidae. Gene Ontology annotation, biological process: symbiont entry into host cell; cell adhesion. The transcript is spliced from 6 exons.